UUUCUUUGCCGGAUCGAAAAUUUGUACCCCAAUCACCUUAAAUGGUGCAGACAGUCUGCGUAUCCCCUGGCAACUGUUUCCUAGCAACGGGUUCCUGAUCUAUAAGCGGCUUCACAUCGUGAAGUGCACGUGGUCAAUGGAGUUGUGUCGAACUACGCGCGCAUUCUUAACAAAUCGCGACUGCGUAGUCAAGCUCUCAAAGCCCAGAACAAAACACCUUUCGGGUGUCUAGGAAUAUGUCAGGUGUGAACUUCUCUUGGAGCCCGCCACGUCCCUUAUAGUAUGAACGAAGUGAGCGAAGAAUCGCCCGAUGACUUAGCGGCAGUUGGGCGGCCUAGGUCUUCCUCCUUACCCUCCAGGAGAACCAGCCUGACCCCGCCGCCCAGAGAACGAGAGGUUGAUUCGGUCUUGCAGUCGAUUGGUCCAUAUAGAACACCAGAACAACCCAGAGAUCGACCGUCUAUUCUCAAACACCAAGAAUUGAAGAGUUCUACUAUCAGGCAACAUUAUUAUCCCGAGGGAGGCUGGGGUUGGGUUAUCUGUGCCUGUGCCUUUCUUAUUCACUGUAUGACUACCGGCUUACAAUUGAGUUACGGAGUUCUGUAUCUAGAAGUGUUAAGGCAAUUCGGUAACGAGAAACUCAUGGAAGCUGUGUGGAUAGGGUCAUUGUCCCUCUCCAGCAGCUAUUUUAUAGCUCCUAUAGUAGUAGCAUUCUGUCGUAAGAAGAGCACAAGGCUGACUGCUGUUUUUGGAGGUUUGGCAUCUGCACUCGGUUGUCUGUUCAAUUCAUUUGCCAAAGAACUUCAUCAGGUGAUAUUCAGUUAUGGGAUCGUCAUGGCUGUGGGUUUAGGAGUGGCUCGUGAAACAUCGAAUCUUAUGAUUGGCCAAUACUUUAAAAGGAAGAGGGAGCGUGUUGAAUUAGUCGUCCAGUGUGGUACAGGUGUAGGCGUGGCUGUUUUCUCAGUAUUUUUUCGUGAAAUUAUAAGAGCUUUAGGAUGGAGAUUGGGUCUUCAUACCGUAACAGGAGUCAUAUUUUUAAUGUUUUUUAUUGGUAUAUUCUAUCGUUCAGCUUCUUUAUAUCAUCCUCAACGACGAGCUAUAUUACAUCUUAAAAAUCAGCGUAGAAAAAUUAAAGAGAAAAACCAUAGUUCUGAUAAAUCACCAUUCUUUGAUUUCUCUGUCUUAAAAGUAAACACCAUUCAGAUAAUUAUGUUAUCAGUUGCAGUUGCUACUUUUGGAGCAUACACCCCAUUUUAUUACUUCGCGUAUUUAACUGAAGAAGAAGGACUUAACGAGACUGCAAUAUUAUUGUUGCAAAGUUAUUUAGGAAUAGCAUUCUCUGUUGGUUGUUUAGUUUUUGGCUUUCUGACAGCGAAAAAUAGCAUGCAGUGCAUGAUUUCUAGACAAUAUUUAUGUCAAGCAUCUCUUAUAGGUGUUGGACUAUCUAUUUUAUCAAGUCACGCUGUUCACGGAUAUCAUGGAUACGUCCUGUUUGUUAGUUCAUAUGGAAUUUUUUGUGGUGGAUUCCAUUAUUCGUUAAAAAUGUUCGUUUUUGAAAAUGUUCGUGCUAGAAACUUUGCCCGUGCUUGGGGCUACGUUCAAUGGUGCCAAUUUUUACCAAUUCUAGUUGGGAUACCUAUAACAGGUUACAGUAAUCAAAAUAAAAAUCCCAAAACAGGAUUUUUCUUCUCGGCAGCUUGCACCUUUGCUGGCGCCAUGUUUAUGUUCCUUCUGAACUGUUGUAAGAGAUCAUCGAGUAUAGUAUAUCGGGACCAUAGUCAGGAAACACCGACCGAUUCCGGUCCAGGAAGCGGUGAUGAUGGCAUUUGCACUUGCCACCAUUCACCUGAUGUAAAUAAAAAAAUGAGUAGAAGAGACAUUGUAGAAAGGGAACCAUUUCGAUGCCAUAGAACUAUUUCGUUUGCACAUUCGAUAGAAGUAAUGGAUGAGGAUGAUGAAUUAGAGAGAAGACAAGAAUGUGUUACUUGUAUGGGAGACGAUGCUGUAUUUGAAUUAGAAGCAUUCGAUGAAGAAUGGAAGGAACCAUACAAAGAUGAAAGUCAAAAAGAAUACGAACAAAACCAAAGAAUGAGCAGAAAUGACUGUAUACAUCUAAUGCAUUGCGAUAAUAUUUUACACAUUCCCAAAAGGCCGAUGAGUGUUAUAGAAGAAGUAACGAGUACAGUAUAGAUAAAUAAUAAUUAUUUACACAACUAUUUAUAUAAUUAGGAGAUAGUUUUGUAGUCUACGGCACUUUAUAUAGAAUUAUAAAUUUAUAUUAAAAUUGUAUAAUUGUGUUUUUUUAUAAUCUAACUUAAGUAUACAUGUUGAUGAUGUGUUUAAAGUGCCGUCGGCUUUACAAAACCAUUUGCUCCGUCCAAAAUAUAAUGUUAUACGUAUGUAAGCCGCUUAAAGGGUGGCUUAAACUUGUGAUAAGUUACAAAAAAAAAAUCAACAUUUUUAAUGGAGAAUUUUUAAAACCGUCCACAUUAUUUUAAUGGAAACCAUUAAACUAGUCUUGCACAUUUUAGAUUGUUAAACUGAACACAUUAAUCGGUUGUAUACUGUUCAAGUUUUAAGCUUAUUCGAAACUAUUAAAUAAACUAAACUAUAAAAAAAAUCAAAAUCUUUUAUAUGCAAAAUUGAAUAGAUUAUGUAGAAUUGUGUGUUUUAUGUGUACAAAAUGUAUAGCUUAAUUGUAAACUUGUUGCAUCUGAUAAGAAGAAAUCGUCUUGUUUGGUAUAAGAAAAUUAUAUCUUAGAACAAUCAGAACAAACUUUUAAUGUUUUUAAAACUAUAUAUAAUAAUCAUUUCGAGUCGAAUUUAAUAAAAUAUGUACAAUUUUAAUUAUAUUUAUACAAUUAAGGCAGGCGAGAUUGAUUUAAAAAUGUACACUUGUAUAGAUAAAUACAACUAAGAUACACUAGUAUUUUUCUCUUUAAAACAUCAUAAUUAUUUAUAUAAUAUACAUUUUUUUCAUAUUAAAUAUAAUUUUACUUAAAUUUAAAACAUUAAAAUUGGAUAAUAUCUAUUUAAAAUGUAUACCUGUACAGGUAGAACGUAUUAAAAUAAGGCCACAAUUAAUUGUCUGCGGAAAAUGGUUCAUACAAUAUAUAUUGUUUUCUUAUUGUAUUAUGUUCUCGACAUCAUCACGCAAUUGUAAACAUCGUGAUUUUCAUAAAUGCGGGUAUAGGACCAUUAAUAAUGAUAGUUAAAGUAGCAUAAGGUAUAACUUAAUUACGUUACUUCUGUAUAAUAAAUGAAUAAUACAAUGAAACUAAACUUUAUCUAUUAAAUCAAAAAAAAAAAAAA
Centruroides sculpturatus (bark scorpion) is the source of this 3312-nucleotide messenger RNA. Its product is annotated as monocarboxylate transporter 10-like. Gene Ontology annotation, biological process: transmembrane transport. Lineage: Eukaryota; Metazoa; Arthropoda; Arachnida; Scorpiones; Buthidae. The coding region runs from base 283 to 2190 and encodes 635 amino acids. Gene Ontology annotation, molecular function: monocarboxylic acid transmembrane transporter activity. The transcript has 5 exons. The record is from RefSeq and is a predicted model, not a curated record.